Messenger RNA from Prunus armeniaca (apricot), 273 nucleotides. The record is from the annotation of a GenBank genome assembly. NCBI's taxonomy places the organism in Eukaryota, Viridiplantae, Streptophyta, Magnoliopsida, Rosales, Rosaceae.
AUGGGUUUGAAGGAGGAGUUUGAUGAGUAUGCUGAAAAAGCCAAGACUCUUCCAGAGUCAACAACCAAUGAGAACAAGCUCAUCCUCUAUGGCCUGUACAAGCAAGCCACUGUUGGUGCAGUGAACACUAGCCGCCCGGGAAUAUUCAAUAUGAGGGACAGAGCAAAAUGGGAUGCAUGGAAGGCUGUUGAAGGGAAAUCCAAGGAGGAAGCCAUGGGAGACUAUGUUACAAAGGUGAAGCAGUUGCUGGAAGAGGCUGGAGCUUCUACUUGA